UGUGCUGUCGACAUCAAACAGGCAGUAACACGUUUUUGCAACUAAAUCACAGCCAUUGACAUAACAUACUAUCUAAUUCGAUGCAAUUUGAGUUCAAAGCGAUUUUAUAAGAAAAUCUGCUAUAUUUCCAACAGUUUUUCCCUAAAAAAGAAUAUUAGGCGUGCGGAACCAUUGAAAAUCGAUUAAAAAAAUUUACAAAUGGAAAAUAACAGGAGUCACAAUAUCCCGUCGAAGACCGUGUCAAUGACAAUGGGCGAAAGCAGCACUCAGUGUAUCAUUGAUCCAUCCGAAAUCAAACAAGAGACGGACAUCAAAGAAGAACCACAGUCUGUUGGCGUAUUGAUUGACGUUCCUGCAAUGGAUAAGCGCGAUGUUGGAGGUGUGUUUGAUUCCAACGAAUAUCCCGUCGAAUAUGAUUUUGAACAGUUGAAUUAUGACGAAGUUAAGACCGAAGUGAAAACAGAGACCGAUGAAAAGAAAGAAGAAAAUUCGAAGAAGAGCGGCGAUUCGGCAGACGAUCGAGGUGAUGGUCAUCAAAAUCUGAUACAACAACCACAAGCUGAAGACAAUCCAAUGUCGAUGGAUAUUGGCAAUGAAGGGAACAACGUAAAGAAUCGAGGUGGUAAAGGUGGCGAUCAAAAAAAGACAGCAUCAAAGAAACAUAAAUGUGACGUCUGCGAAUAUAGCGCCGAAUUCAAGUCGAAGUUAGACAGGCAUUUGCUUAAACAUAGUGACAAAAAGCCAUUCGGAUGCGAUUACUGCGCAAAACGUUUCACAACCAAGCGAGCUCUCCAAUGGCACAAGAAAGCUCAUGUUAAAAAGUUGUUGUUCCGUUGCGAUGGAUGUUUGGAAGGAUUCGAUGACAAAGAUGAUAAGAAUGAGCAUCAGACGAAUUGCAAGACACUCCGUUAUGAAUGCCAUAUUUGCAAGCAAUCUUAUGGAUCGCUGAAAACAAAUUUUAUUGCUCAUAUGCGUGUUCACAGUGGAAAUAAACCAUUUGAAUGCAAAGAAUGUUUGAAGCAAUUUACAUCAAAGCAAAAUUUAAAUGAGCAUAUGAAAUUGCACGCUGUUUCACCAUUGUUCCGCUGUUCAAAGUGUCGCCGAGGAUUCUUACAACAGGAUGAACGGAAAUUGCAUGAAGAAAAAUGCAAUCGAAAUGUCUAUGAAUGUUACAUUUGUGGUAAAUUAAUUGGACCGAAGAAGACGAAUUUGGAACAACAUAUGCGCGUACAUACUGGUAACAGACCAUUCAAAUGCCAACAUUGUUUGAAGCAAUUCAAACAGAAAAUCAAUCUUGAUGUCCACAUGAAAUUGCAUACCAAGAAGCAACCAUUCAAAUGUUCGAUUUGUCAUGAAGGUUUUACGAAGCAAACAAAAUGCAAAGCACACGAGCGAAGCUGUCGUCGGCGGUGUUAUCAUUGUCAUUUAUGUGAGAAAUUUUUUGGUGCAAAAAGAAUGUAUUUGGAAGGGCAUAUGGCGAAGCAUUCUGGUGAAAAACGCUUUCGUUGUGAGCUGUGCCGUCGUGCUUUUACUCAAAAGACCAGUCUCAAUAGACACAUGAAAAGUAUUCAUAAAAUGAAACUGUAAUACUAGCUGACGAAGCCGUGGAGAUAAAUUCCAAUUGAAAUCCAGCAAACUCACACAAACAAUUUCAUUCGCAAAA
Contarinia nasturtii (swede midge) is the source of this 1663-nucleotide messenger RNA. RefSeq names its product zinc finger protein OZF-like. The coding region runs from base 199 to 1587 and encodes 462 amino acids. Gene Ontology annotation, biological process: regulation of transcription by RNA polymerase II. The record is from RefSeq and is a predicted model, not a curated record. Gene Ontology annotation, molecular function: RNA polymerase II transcription regulatory region sequence-specific DNA binding; DNA-binding transcription factor activity, RNA polymerase II-specific. The transcript is spliced from 2 exons. NCBI's taxonomy places the organism in Eukaryota, Metazoa, Arthropoda, Insecta, Diptera, Cecidomyiidae. Gene Ontology annotation, cellular component: nucleus.